Molecule: messenger RNA, 1491 nt
Organism: Rhagoletis zephyria (snowberry fruit fly)
Lineage: Eukaryota; Metazoa; Arthropoda; Insecta; Diptera; Tephritidae
Source: RefSeq, a predicted model, not a curated record
AUGCAGCAGCAGCAGCAGCAGCAUCAUCAAACCGAACCAACCUCACUUACCAAUCAUCCUCCUCAUCAGCAAGUGUUCCCACCUAACCUAAUUCCAAAUCAAAAGCAAAUCACCCUAUCCACACAACAACAACAACAACUGGGAAACUUCGAAAGACAGCAGCACCGUCUUAGGCAAAAUCAAAUGCCGCAGCAGCAGCAUCAUCUCCAUCAACAAGUGUCCCCACCUAACCCAAUUGCAUAUCAAAAGCAAAUCACCCCAUUCACACAACAACAGCAGCAGCAGCAGCAACUGGGAAACCUCGAAAGACAACACCGACAACAGCACCGUCUUGUGCAAAAUCAAAUGCAGCAGCAGCAGCAGCAUAAUCAAACCGAACCAACCUCAUUCAACUACCAUCCUCAUUACCAAAUAUCACUACCUAACCCACUUCCAAAUAAAAACCAAGCCAUCCCACUUCCACAACCUCAGGAGCAACCUCAGCAACCACAACAACAGGAGCAACAGCAGCAGCGGCAACUGGGAAACCUCGAAAGACAACAGCACCGUCUUGUGCAAAAUCAAAUGCCGCUGCAGCAGCAGCAACAUCAUCAAACCGAACCAACCUCACUUACCAAUCAUCCUCCUCAUCAGCAAGUGUUCCCACCUAACCUAAUUCCAAAUCAAAAGCAAAUCACCCUAUCCACACAACAACAACAACAACUGGGAAACUUCGAAAGACAGCAGCACCGUCUUAGGCAAAAUCAAAUGCCGCAGCAGCAGCAUCAUCUCCAUCAACAAGUGUCCCCACCUAACCCAAUUGCAUAUCAAAAGCAAAUCACCCCAUUCACACAACAACAGCAGCAGCAGCAGCAACUGGGAAACCUCGAAAGACAACACCGACAACAGCACCGUCUUGUGCAAAAUCAAAUGCAGCAGCAGCAGCAGCAUAAUCAAACCGAACCAACCUCAUUCAACUACCAUCCUCAUUACCAAAUAUCACUACCUAACCCACUUCCAAAUAAAAACCAAGCCAUCCCACUUCCACAACCUCAGGAGCAACCUCAGCAACCACAACAACAGGAGCAACAGCAGCAGCGGCAACUGGGAAACCUCGAAAGACAACAGCACCGUCUUGUGCAAAAUCAAAUGCCGCUGCAGCAGCAGCAACAUAAUCAAACCGAACCAACCUCACUUACCAAUCAUCUUCCUCAACAACAAAUAUCACCAACUAACCCAAAUCAAAACCAAACCAUCCCACUUUUAAAACUUCAUGAGCUACAUCAGCAACAGGAAAACCUCGAAAGAAAACAACGCCGUCUUUUGCAAAUUCAAAUGCAGCAGCAGCAUCGGCAAACCCAACAAGCCUCACUCACCCAGAAUCUUCAUCAACACACAUCACCACCUAACCCAAUUCCAAAUCAAAACCAAACCAUCCCACUUCCACGACCUCAGGAGCAACAGCAGCAGCAGGAGGAACAGGAAAUCCUCAAAACACAUUACCAUCUUAUG